This is a messenger RNA of Haliotis rubra (blacklip abalone), 2004 nucleotides long. RefSeq lists its product as uncharacterized. The record is from RefSeq and is a predicted model, not a curated record. The transcript is spliced from 3 exons. Lineage: Eukaryota; Metazoa; Mollusca; Gastropoda; Lepetellida; Haliotidae. The coding region runs from base 1 to 1188 and encodes 395 amino acids.
AUGCUCCACGCACAUAACUGCCAUUCUCCCAAUGCUGUGUUCUCGCUUCACAUAGACGGCCACCCAGACGCUGGUGACCCCGAUGACUGGAGCAAGACCCCUCUCUACAGAAUGCCAAGAAAUGAGCAUGAACUUAAGUUGAUGAUGCAGCAAAACGAUAUCUUUAUUCAGAUAGCUGCUGGUACCGGGUUGAUAAAUCGCUUCAUCUGGGUGUGGCCAAAGUUUGAUGUUGGCGGCUGGUUUCAUAAGAAAAAUGAAUCUUACGUCUCCAUGAAGCUGGAAGUCGGGUUCAUGUACCAAGACGAGGGGAUCCGUCCAGCACUCGAACUGUGUUACUGCUUACAGUCAGACUAUUUCCAAAUAAAACAUCCAUGUAAUAUAGCCAAAGUGAAUAGACGUAUGCUUGAAGGUAUUGAACCCUUUCCCAUAGAUCGGGGAAGCUGUCUGGAUAUGACCCUGGGCGGUAUUGUGGAGCUCGUGAGUACAGACAAGGCUAUAGAGCUGGCUAAGUCAGGCAGCUGGAUCAAGGCGAGUGACAGCGUCAUCUUGGACAUUGACGAGGACUUUUAUGGAUGUGAAGCUGUGUCCGCACCUCUGUAUGAUGCUGGGAUGAAUGAGGACGACAUUAAAGGUCUGUCCUUCUAUGUUGGAAAGAUUUUGUGUACUGACAAUGCAAAGGAUGAAAUGAAAGCUGAUAGAUACUUUCAGAAACUUCUCAAAGCUGUGCAAGAAACACUUAAACGUUGCCACAGUGGCCGACUAGGAGAAGAGACAUGUGAGUCUAACCAUGCAUUCACUGAAGCAGUAUUAGCCUUGAUGCCAGAUAUGACGACAACAAAAGAUAUUAUGUGUCUUCCUAAGGAGUCGACCCUAUUCAUGUUAGUGAACCUUGUCGCACGUCUGUCACGAUGUUCCGACACACAACUUCAACAUAUAGCAAGCAUUGGUGUUUGCAUGUACGAGUCCCAAAGAUCAACGACUUUCAAUCGAAAUAACGGAAUGAUUCUUUGUGCCGGAUACAAUGGACCAAUGAGCGAUAAGGUGUUAUAUCAUAGUACAAAUGAACAGGAAAUCGCAAUUUCUUCAAGAAGUCUCAAAGAAAUGUUAACACAAGCUUUCAUCCCUCAAGUUGUAACAGUGUGUAGGUCUGUUCGGGAUGGUUAUACACCGAGAAGGAGUUUCCACUGAUAGAAGAAGGGGUGUUGGGUGCUCUUAAGGCAGUGUACCCAGACCACGUGAGAGACGACACAAUACAUUAUGACAGUGAGCUGCUGGGAGGACGUGAAGGCUGGUACUCCAGAUACAACCGUUGAACAAUUAAUCUUCAUAUAGGUACCUGUUGCAAUCUUAUCGAUACAAUAUCUAUAAAUAUUUACGUGUAUGCACGUGUCUGUGUGUUGCAAUACUAAAACGUUCAGUUUGUGCGAUGGCAUUGUGUCAUAAUGCUGGUUUGAAAAAGACCCAGCUGUUGAUUAAUUUUCAGUUAGUGUUUGUAGUCGCCGUUUCCUCUAUCCAUAUUCAGCUAGUAAACCAUUUCUGACAGUAGCGUUAAAGAAAUCACACCCAUACGAUGGUUUCUCUGACCAAGUCCCGAAAGAAGCCAUGUGGGUAAUCAAACCCGUGUUUUCAGCUUGACGAGCGUACGCUGUAACCAAUGAGGACUAAGUCUAUGGUCAGUUUUGCAUUGCUUUAUCACGGAAUGGCAACUGGGGGUGAGAGAAAAGCUGGAAGUAAGCCGGUCUGUGCCACUUUGGCGAAACCCACGUGCAUGGGAUAUUUCGAAAGGUAGUCAGGUUCAAUUGGACUGGUCGAACCUGAGAUUUCUAGUACGCAUAAUCGACCACACCCUCUUCACCAAUAGUUUAAUGUUUACUGAAGGCGCCAGCCACUAGUGUUUAUGGUCUCGAUUCCAUCAUGGAUUGAUGUUGUUAAUGCGGUUUUGUUGUGUGUGUUAUGUGUCAUGUAAACAAUCGGUGUCAGUAAAGUCUUUCUUCGUGCAUUUGA